Molecule: messenger RNA, 600 nt
Organism: Sclerotinia sclerotiorum 1980 UF-70
Lineage: Eukaryota; Fungi; Ascomycota; Leotiomycetes; Helotiales; Sclerotiniaceae
Exons: 5
Coding region: 1-600 (199 amino acids)
Source: RefSeq, a predicted model, not a curated record
AUGUUUUCCGGGUACAGUAGAACUAAAAGUAUCCGAGACUAUUCGGGACGGGUAUACUCGAGUAAACCGCCUAUCAUCUUCAAGGCCGAACCCCUCAUCCCCCAAAUAAUCCUCAACUACAAACGUCACCAUACAAUUGGUCUUCAACAAUCCAUGAUGAUGCUCUGGGCAUGUGCUGGUGUUCCCCUGGGCGCAUUUAAUAUCGCAUCCGGGUUUAAUGUGGCGCUUUUGGUGCAGCCGCAGAUAUUGACUGUGUUGAGUUUGGUUACUUGGGGUCAGUGUUGGUAUUAUGGUGGGGGGUGGAGUUUGAGGAAGUGUCUUGUGAUCACGGGGGUCAUUGUGGUGGUUUUUGCGGGGGUAGAGGUCGCGUUGGUUGAAGGGUUGAAGGCCGGUCAACGUCUAGAUCUCGAAUGGCCUGUUAUAUUAAUGGGUGUAUUAUCAGCUGUUCUCCUAUCGGCAGGAGUAUUGAGACACUACUAUGAUAUCUACAUCCAUCGUACUGUCCGCGGUAUCUCAUUCAUUUUUGUAGGCAUCGAUGCAGCUGGAGAUGUUUUUUCUCUAGUUUCCUCUUCCAACCUCAUCUCGAUAUACUUGGCAUAG